AUGGGAGACAGAAAAAGGAGAGAUGAGGAAUGGGAAUGGGAUGAUGAUGACAGCGAAGAAGAUGAGGAUGAGGAUGGAGAUGGAGAUAGAAAGAGGAGAGAUGACGAUUGGGAAUGGGAUGAUGAUGAAAGCGAAGAAGAUGACGAAGAUGUAGAUGGAGACAGAAAGAGGAGAGAUGAAGAGGACGAAUGUGAAGAUGAUGAAAGCGGUGAUGAUGACGAAGAAGAUGGAGAUGGGGACAGAAAGAGGAGAGACGAGGAGGACGAAUGUGAAGAUGAUGAAAGCGGUGACGAUGACGACGAAGAUGGAGAUGGAGACAGAAAGAGGAGGGAUGAUGAAUGGGAAGACGAUUGGGAAGAUGAUGACAGUGGCGAUGAUGACGAUGAAUACGCGGAGAGAAUUCGAAGGAGCAGCAGCAGUAGCGAGGAAUGUGACGGUUGUGAUUGUGAUGGUACCUGCGAUGGAGAUGGUGGUGGUGGUGGUGACGGGGAUUGUGGUGGAGACUGUGGAGGAGACGGUGAUGGUGGGGACGGUGGUGGUGAUGGGGAUUGUGGUGGAGACUGUGGAGGAGACGGUGAUGGUGGGGGCAGUGGUGGUGACGGUGGGGAUGGUGAUGGUGAUGGUGAUGGUGGUGACGGCGAUGGUGAUGUAGUGGAAAAACCAGUAUACAUCCCAGUACCAGUUCCUGCAGGUGAUGAUGAUGACGACGGUGAUGAUGGCGUCGAUGAUGGCGGUGAUGAUGGCGGUAAUGAUGGCGGUGAUGAUGGCGGCGAUGACGGCGGCGAUGAUGGAGAUGCUAUUAUGGGCUCACUUUGCUCUGCAUGCCCCCUCUUCGUUUCCCGCACUGACGCGGUAUGUGGAUCGGACGGAGUGACAUACGGCAAUCUAUGCGAGCUGCGUCAUGCUGCCUGUCAACUAGGAGGCAACUCACUGCAGGUCGCCAGCGAAGGGGUGUGUGCGGCGGAGAGAACUCGAAGGAGCAGCAGCAGUAGCGAGGAAUGCGACGGGUGUGAUUGUGAUGGUACCUGCGAUGGAGAUGGUGGCGGUGGUGAUGGGGAUUGUGGUGGAGACUGUGGAGGAGACGGUGAUGGUGGGGACGGUGGUGGUAACGGUGAUUGUGGUGGAGACUGUGGGGGAGACGGUGAUGGUGGGGACAGUGGUGGUGACGGUGGGGAUGAUGGUAAUGGUGAUGGUGAUGGAGAUGGAGAUGGAUAUGGAGGCUGUGAUGGUGGCGACUGCAACGGGAAUGAUCAUGGUGAUGGCAGUGGCGGCGGCGGUUGUAAUGGCGAUGGUGGUGACUGUGAUGGCGAUGGCGAUGGUGGAUGUAAUGGUGACGGAUGUGGCAGUAGUGAUAGUGACAGCGAUAGCAGCAGUGGAAGUGAUAGCUGCGGUAGUGGCUCUGGAGGAUGCGACAGUUCUGAUUCUGACUCUGACUCUGACUCCGACUCUGACUCUGACUCCGAUUCUGAUUCCGACUCCAAUUCUGAUUCCGACUCCGACAGCAGCGAAGAAGGAGGAUGUGGUGGCGGCGGCGGUGGUGGUGGUGGUGGUGGCGCCGUUGGUGGUGGCGGCGGAGGUAACUGUGGUGGUACCAACACAAUCUCCGUUCCAGUAUCAGUACCAGUAUCAGUACCAGAAGUGCAUUACGAGGUAGUGAAAAAACCAGUAUACAUCCCAGUACCAGUUCCUGCAGGUGACGAUGAUGACGGCGGUGAUGACAUCGGUGAUGAUGGCGGUGAUGAUGGUGGUGAUGAUGGCGGUGAUGAUGGCGGUGAUAAUGGUGGUUAUGACGGCGGUGACGAUGGCGGUGAUGAUGGUGGUGAUGAUGGUGGUGAUAGCUAUGGUGGCGAUUACUAUGGUGGCGAUUACUAUGGUGGUGACGACUAUGAUGGUGACGACUAUGGUGGUAAUGGCGAUGGAGGAGACGAUGACGGCGGUAAUGACGAUGGAGGAGACGAUGACGGUGGUGAUGACGAUGAUGCUAUAAUGGGCUCACUUUGCUCUGCAUGCCCCCUCUUCGUUUCCCGCACUGACGCGGUAUGUGGAUCGGACGGAGUGACAUACGGCAAUCUAUGCGAGCUGCGUCAUGCUGCUUGUCAACUAGGAGGCAACUCACUGCAGGUCGCCAGCGAAGGGGUGUGUGCGGCGAGUCUUAUUCAAGCUGUUGCUCCAUAA
This is a messenger RNA of Strongylocentrotus purpuratus (purple sea urchin), 2175 nucleotides long. Its product is annotated as loricrin-like. Bases 1 to 2175 code for a protein of 724 amino acids. NCBI's taxonomy places the organism in Eukaryota, Metazoa, Echinodermata, Echinoidea, Camarodonta, Strongylocentrotidae. The transcript is spliced from 14 exons. The record is from RefSeq and is a predicted model, not a curated record. Gene Ontology annotation, molecular function: protein binding.